Boeremia exigua is the source of this 2161-nucleotide messenger RNA. RefSeq names its product Mis6-domain-containing protein. The transcript has 7 exons. Gene Ontology annotation, cellular component: cytosol; nuclear body; kinetochore. The coding region runs from base 1 to 2094 and encodes 697 amino acids. NCBI's taxonomy places the organism in Eukaryota, Fungi, Ascomycota, Dothideomycetes, Pleosporales, Didymellaceae. The record is from RefSeq and is a predicted model, not a curated record.
AUGCCAUUCAUUGCUGCAUCACAGACUACUCCAAAGCAACGGACCGUCAAAGUCUCUGCGAUUGUUGACUACGUCUGUCAACACGCGUUUGCCGAUGGUCUCGACGAGGAAGCUCUAGAGACUGUCGUACACAUUGCGACAAGGAAGUCAGAAUUAGAUCAGACGAGUGUUACAACGUUGAUCAAAAACCUGUACCCCGCGCAGCAGGUAGCCGGCGAUGUGAUCGUCACUAUAGUAGCCGCACUAGGUCAGGGUAAAGGUAAACCAUCACCAGCCACGCAAGACAGCCUCGUAAGGUGGCUCGUGCUCGUACACGAGAUCAUUGAGGAUGCCAACAUUCUCUCUAGACUGUAUGGUGUCCUAUUUGGGAUGUUGGACACGAUCAGUAUCAGAACAUCACUGUGCCAUCUGCUGUCUUUGAUCACACGUAGGAAACAUGUGAAACCCUUCAGAAUCCAGCAACUUCUCGAUUUGUCCCGCGGCCUUGGAAACGAACCUGCCCUUCAAGGCCUUCUCCGCGUUUACAAGGACUACUACCCAGACAUUAUUCUUGGAAUCGCGUCCACGAACCGGAAGUCGUUCGCACCGCAACCUGACAUAGAGUGGCGAACUAGGGUGCGUACAAUCCAAGAAGCUCGCACCGCGGCAGCCGACUCCACAAUUGGACGGCAUGAUGGCUUCAAGGUUCUUCGACGCGGACCAAAGCGAACAAAAGCAUCGGUGUUGCCCGAUGUCCAUAGUUAUCACUCUGUUGAGAGCUCUGUGACACUAGAAGGUAUCGAUGGCGUCGAGGCCUUUGUAGGAAAGCUUGACAGGAUCGAGCCUCCUGGGCAACUCAUCUCUUUUCUCACAGACCCACUUCUGCAGAAAUAUGUUGAAUUGAAGCCGUCACCAGUUUUAUCCACGAGAAUAGACCUAUGGCUCGCGACAUGUCUCGAAGAGCAACUCAGUGCUGCAGCUUCGAAGGCCGAGGAUACUGCUUUCUUGGCCGAAUUGCUUCACGGUCUUUUGCAUCAUGCACGGUAUACUAAGGGGCUGCUGUCCAUUGUCCCAGCCUUCAUGAAAGAGUACCUUGCGGGUUGGAAUGGUUACGACCACGUCGAUGUUAUCCUAGGUCUACUUGCCUACAUCCCAGGAGACUCCUUCGAAGAUGUUCAUGCGGAGUACAUCUCUCAAGCAGAGCGCGUGCUGUUGAGUAGCGGCCCAUCAUCGUACCCUUAUCUGGCCAAUUUCUACACAGAUAUGCUGCGUCAUCGCAUUACCAACCUUGCCGUGCAAGAGCCUGAGCGUCGUCAACCUGCGCUCAGCUCACCUGGGCAGCAGUUUCUGAAAGAUUCGGUCUCACAUUUCGCAACACUGUCGACUUCUCUGCUUCUGUCUUCAUCUUCAGAGAUGGAAACUGAAGUCGUUUCCUCCAUUCUCGUCUACUGGGAACUGCUUUCCGCAUCUUCCAAGCCGCACGUCAUCCCGAUUUCGCUUCCACCAAUGCAUCUUGUUUAUCAUAUGAUGCAAAGUCCAUCGGCUGAUGUAGUGUCCCGAAUCUGCGGCAUCAUCGGUAGUUACAAGCAGGCUUUCGACGCGCACCCCAGGCCGGUCAAGUACUACUAUCCAAGCGAGGUGACAGACGGGCUCAACUGGUGCUUGCGCGAUGUCUACAACCUCUUCUGGGUAGCUCGUGGUCUCGCAGUCGCGGAAAAUAAGUCCCUUGGGAUGCAUUGUACACCGUCACUACGCUCAUCGCUUAACGACUAUCUAAAAGGUCUGAAUCACGAACACGCCAUCGGACAUGCUUUCAAUCUGUCAAACAACGCGUGGCUUGCAUCGAUGUCUUCUGCAGCAUGGCGUGCACUCGAGAAUCGAGAGAUCAACAAGGAAGGGUAUGAUCUGGCUAGUAUUAAGCGGCAUGCAGGCCCUGUAAGUCAGCAGAGCUUGGCAUCUCUGAGGGAAGGGGGUGUCAACGUAGAAUGGGAUGGCGCCAGUGGAUACAAAGUGUUUGUACUGAACUGGCUGGCCGAGCGCGGACUGGGAGGGUUGAGGGAGCUAAUGUUUGCUACUGUCACGGAUCUCAAAGCAGGGCAAGCAAGUAACACAUAGCGCAAUGAAUGGACGUCGAGCAUAACAGGCUAUCUUCUUGUGUUUGAUAAGCCUUCAUCAACUCUGC